AUGUACCAGCACACCAACGUCAAGUUCUACGAGGCUCAGCUGCAUCCUUCACCCAAGGAGAGGGAUUCGCCCCCUCGCCCCCGCCGUGCCCCCAGCGCUCCCAUUACAUCAUGGCCCGAGCCCGCAGCAGCCACCGCAGCCCUGCAGCGCCCCGUGCCCUCUCCAGACCCGCAGAACACCCCGCUCCCCCCCCUAAAGAGAACCCCCAGGAUCUCAGCUGGUGUCGGAGGAGCGCGGGGACACGGCCGGGAAGAGGCUGCGAACCCCCCUCGCUGCGACACCCGUUUCCCCGCUCACCCCGGGCCACACGCGGCCUCGCCGCCCUCCCUCCCCCCGGCACGGCCAGACGGUGCUCGGCGCCGCUUCCCCGCCCGUCCCGGCGGUGAACUCCGGUCACCGGCACCCAAGGACGAGCCGCCGGCCGGCGGUGACCUUGCCGGUGCCGGCGGGGGUGGGAGGUGGCCGGGGCGCGGGCAGGGCGGCGGGGAACCCCCCCCGCACCCCGCGGUGACGGGCGAGGAAAUGCGGGAGAAUCCGCGCUGCAGCCGCCGGCGCCGGGAGCGCCGAGUUACGGGGGAAAGGCGCCGCACGGGCACCAUGAGAAAGCAGAAAAUGCAGGUCAAACGCCGCCUCCCCCGAGACCCGGAGGGGCCAGCGGCGGGGGCGGGCAGCGGCGGCCCGGAGGGGGCUGCCCCUGGCCGGACAACGACCCCCGCGGCCCCGCGGGACAAUGAGGGGACGAGGGGGCGCGGUGGAGGCCAGGCUGCAGCGGGGCUUCCCCGGCGCUCGCCUCCACCGACAAAGCCCCGCGGCCGCCUCGGCCCUGGCCCCGCACCGGCCCCCAGCAGACCGAGCCCGCGCUCCGCCGGGCCCGCCAUGAUGCCCGCGAACCGCGCCGGGCCGGGUCAGCCCGGGCCGGGCCUCCGGGGGCACGGCGGGGCGCUGCCGCCCAGGGCGCCGAGGCAGCGCGGAGCGCCGAGCGGAGCGCGGAGCUACGGCCCGCGCCGGGAGCCCCCCGCCUGCCCCGCCGCCCACCCCGGCGUUCCCUCCCCGCCGCCAGGAACGGCCGGUUCCCGCCCGCUCUCCCGCGCCUACCUGGCCGGCCCGUUCCCCGGGCCCCUACGCGGCACCAGGCCCGGCUCGGCGCCACGGCGUGUCCCGGGCAGCCAGCGGCAGCGAGCGCUCGGCCGCGGCGGCGGCCCCUCCCCGGCAGCAGCGGCGGCUUUUCCCCGGGCCGGGCGGAAACGGCACUGGGCGCACGGGGAUCCCCUGCGCCGGCGCCAGGGGCGCCCCGGCCACGCCCACCCCGUUCUCCGUUGGCUGCCGCGGCGCCGCGCCCCGCCCCGCCAGGGCGCCCUCCUUCGUCACCGCCCCUCCCGCCCUCCUUCGCUAUUGGCGGUCCGCCCGCGCGGCUCCGCCCACGCCGCAGCCUCAUUGGUCGCUGCAUGCCGGCCCCGCCGUUCGUCCCACGGUCGCGGCGCCCCAUUGGCGUGCGGGGCCGCCCGUCAGGCGCGGGGUGGGCGGUGGGGGGCGGCCGCCGCCGGAGCCGACGCGGGGCGGGGCGUGCGGGCUGCGGCAGCGCCCGGCGGGCGAGCCGCGCUACGUGCCGAGGGGCGGGGCGUGAGCGCGGCGCGCGGGGCGACUCCCGCGUCGGGACACGUGGCAGAACGAAGGGGCGGUGCGGGGGGCGGCCGGGAGGGCUGGGGCGGAGGACGCAGGGCGCAUGCGCGGUGUCGCCGCGCGCGGGGCCUGCCGCGCGGCACGUCCGCGCGCGGGGGGCGGGGGUCCCGGCGAGGGGUCCCGGGGGCACCGCCCGGGGCCGCGACCGAGACCCGCCCCGCCCGGGCCGGGGCGGCGGGGCCAGCGCACCCACAGCCGGCCGGACCCCUUCCCAGGAGCCCCGAACAAAGGCCGCGGGGGCCGUGA
Molecule: messenger RNA, 1926 nt
Organism: Lepidothrix coronata (blue-crowned manakin)
Lineage: Eukaryota; Metazoa; Chordata; Aves; Passeriformes; Pipridae
Product: collagen alpha-1(I) chain-like
Exons: 1
Coding region: 1-1926 (641 amino acids)
Source: RefSeq, a predicted model, not a curated record